GAAAACCUCAGAAUUUAAGGUACAUUAUUUUCACUGAGAGAAGGGUCUGUUUCUGUCAGAUGGACCCCUCACAAUGUAUUGUAUAUCAACGGACUUAAACUAGAUUUCACUUAACAGGUAACACUCAUGAUGGAAGAGGGAAGAAAAGAAAACCAGGACAAAGAGUCAGAUCCUUUAACACUUCAAGAAAACUCUCAGGAAACAAGCAAACAAAAUGGGACUGCAGAGCCUGUAAGAGGAAGAGAAAACUUAUAGGCUAAAAUCAUUUUCAAUAAAUCAGAUUUUACUACAUUUUUCAAAUUAUUACUGGUCGAUAAUUCUCCACAGGCAGCAGAGUCCAAAAGUUUGCCCACACCCACCUUCUCCUCCCUGCUGCCGAAGGCUCUUUCCGCUGUGUUACACCCAAAGGUGCCUCCAGGUUUGAACUCUGACCCCCAGCCCAGCAGAAAACCAGUGAAACACCCCUCACCAAACCUGGAGCAGCUGCAGACAGAGCUAAGAGACCUGAAGGACCAGUUUGAUCAAAUGAAGAGUCAGCACAAGUACAGCUCUGUUAUUUUAAUAUGAUGUUGUUUAGUCUUGGCCUGAUGGUCACAUACCCACCCUGAGCUCAUUUGAUGAUUAUGUUGUUUUCCAGCAAAGAAAUUAAAUUGCUGAUGAGUGAGCUUGACGAGGAGAAGAGGAUCCGCUUGACUUUGCAGGUCAUAGAGAAACAUAAAAUCCUUAUAAGAUAGCCAGAUGAAUGAGCUAAAUCAUGUUUUACAGGACUAUUAUUACCUUAAACGUAUUGAAAAACUAUCACUUUUGUUAACUCAUUUUUGCUGUUGUUUUUAGAUGGAGAUUCAGCGCUUGAAGAGGCACAUGUCAAAAUGAAUGGAGUACAGAAAUGACGAUCUAUCAUAAGAUCCUGAAUUGUAAAUUUUAAACACUGGACUUGCACAUUUUAUCAACUAAACGGUAAAAGGUCCUUAACCACAAUGGUCCCUACCAGAAGAAACAUUAAGUUAAAAUAUUAAUAAAUAUUUAUCACUGCAGGCCUUAAAUGACAGUCAUAUGCUGUUUCAGGGCUAAAGAGCUGCCGCCCGCCUCUGGCUAGGGCUAUAUCUAAGACUAAAGGCAACCACCAUGAUGCUAGUGCUUCACCACACAUGCAGUUUUGUUAUAUUGUUUAUAUUUUUUAGCUAUGUCUACUUAAACUGGCAUCAUACUGGUCAUCUGGAGUAAUGAGUAACCAGCA
Molecule: messenger RNA, 1237 nt
Organism: Xyrichtys novacula (pearly razorfish)
Lineage: Eukaryota; Metazoa; Chordata; Actinopteri; Labriformes; Labridae
Source: the annotation of a GenBank genome assembly